GCGUGUAUUUGUGUGUGUGUGUGUGUGUGGGGAGAGCGCCUUGGCCGCCCUGUUUCCUGGUGCUCUGCUCCCUGACCCCAGUGGCAGUCCUUCUCACUGCACUGCUCCGCUCUCUUCCUUCUUCUCUCCCCCUUUCUCUCCCUCUCUCUUUCUCUCUCGCUUUCCAGCCAGACCGAGGCUGCUCUCUUCCUUCUUUCCUUCCUUUCUCCUUCUGCGGGUCUCUCGUUUCCACUCCAGGGAACCUUGAGGGUCGAAGGUUCUGCCCUGCCUUGCACCAGCCUUCCACCUUUGCAAAGCCUUUUCCUCGCUUUCUGUCUCUGUAACCAGCUCCUCGCCACCAUCCUUCCCUCAUGGAUUGGCUCCUUCCCCAGCACUGAAGGCAUCCCUAGGAAUACACAUCAAGAUCCAGGAAAAUAAAAGGGAGAGAAGCUCUUUCCCCCUAUUUUUAAAGGAACAUCUAAAUUUUAUCCAGGUAAAGCCAGUUAAAAGUUAAAGAGAAUGGAUACUGUACUCUCAGUGAUGGAGUAAAAUGAAGUCUUUGAGUUAAUGAGGAGAUCUUUGGAUUCUGAAGGUGGCUGGAACACAAUGUCUGCCUCCAUCCUUUAUCCUGGAAAGUUGUAAGUUGCUCAUGUCUAUAAAGAGGAAGGAUGGCUCAUGGAAUUCCUUCACAAGGCAAAGUUACCAUUACAGUGGAUGAGUACAGCUCAAAUCCAACCCAGGCAUUCACACACUACAAUAUUAACCAGAGCAGGUUCCAGCCUCCACAUGUACACAUGGUCGACCCUAUUCCAUACGACACCCCGAAACCAGCAGGCCACACUCGCUUUGUCUGCAUCUCAGACACACACUCCCGAACAGAUGGAAUCCAGAUGCCUUAUGGGGACAUCUUGCUUCACACAGGCGAUUUCACAGAAUUGGGGCUGCCCUCUGAGGUUAAGAAGUUUAAUGACUGGUUAGGAAACCUGCCGUAUGAAUAUAAAAUAGUGAUUGCUGGGAACCAUGAACUGACAUUUGAUAAAGAAUUCAUGGCAGACCUUGUUAAACAGGAUUACUACCGCUUUCCCUCUGUGUCCAAAUUGAAACCAGAGGACUUUGACAAUGUUCAGUCACUUCUGACAAACAGUAUUUACUUGCAAGACUCUGAGGUAACAGUCAAAGGAUUCCGAAUAUAUGGAGCCCCUUGGACACCAUGGUUUAAUGGAUGGGGCUUUAACCUACCCAGAGGCCAAUCUUUGUUGGACAAGUGGAAUCUUAUUCCUGAAGGCAUUGAUAUAUUAAUGACCCAUGGACCUCCUCUUGGGUUUCGAGACUGGGUUCCAAAGGAGCUGCAAAGAGUUGGCUGUGUAGAACUGUUAAAUACAGUACAAAGGAGAGUAAGACCUAAACUCCAUGUCUUUGGUGGAAUCCAUGAAGGUUACGGCAUUAUGACAGACGGUUACACAACGUACAUUAAUGCUUCAACAUGUACAGUCAGCUUUCAACCAACCAACCCACCAAUUAUAUUUGACCUUCCAACCCCACAAGGAUCAUGAAGCACUACUGCAGUGGGGGAAGGUCCAUAAACUGCCAUUUUUCUAAUUAAAAAACAUCCAUUCUCUUAACAUGUUUCUUUACAAAUGAUGUGGGGCUUUUUUUGUAAAAUUGUUGGUAAAACGGGGCGGGGGGAGAUAGGGGUUGUGCUUUUUUUUUUUUUUUUUGGAAAUGCAGCAUCCAUUUGAAAUUGAUAAAGCAUUGUGAAUUUGUAAAAUGAAGUUUUAUGUUUUCUUAAUGAACUUGCCAUUGUAAAUUGUUAGUGUUCUCAAAAGGACAGCCAAGCUUUCUUUUAAUGAGUGAGACACCUUAUUUUAAUAUUAUUAAUUAAGCUUAAAAGGGCAGUGUUUUUAAAAAAACAAAACCAAAUUUGCACAACUGUUAUUGUUUGAAUUUAAAAAAUGCUAAAUGCCACCCUCUCCUCUUCAUUUCUAGUAUCAUAACGUAUGCUCCCUGAUCCAGAAUUUCAUUGAUGCGCUUGUUCAAAGAUGAGCCACAAUCUGCUACAGAGAUAGAUGCCCUUAAUGUUGUUGAAAUCAGUGGGCUUAAGCGAGCCUAAUUCUGUUGGAUUGUGGUCAUGGAACUGUUGCACAGGAGGUAGUGUCCCCAUUUAUUUCAGUGGGUGCUGACAUGCACUCUUUGUGUAUUGAUCCGCUACCUUCACUGGGGAAAAAUGGAGGCGCCAUUCUGGGUCAGGAAGGUCCAUCCAGCUCUUGUGCCUACAGCAGAACACUAGAGCAGGAUGAUAGUUAGUUUGUUCACUAAUAUAUUGCAUACUGUUAACUUUUGCCUAUUAAUGGUGAUGCAUCAGUGAGAGGAAAAUAGCCUUCUAGGUUUAGUUUGUCUCUGCCUCCUUUAAUGACCAAUUAGAUAGAAGCAUCUUGUAUGUGAUUAUCUAAAUUGUCACUGUUUGGGUGAGUUUCUUAAAUUAUUUUAGCUUUAAAAUAUGGGGAUGAAAGCUGCAAUGAGAGGUGUUCCAUGCAGUAAAAAACAUGUAAAUGUGGACUCCUUUUAAAUAUGGAUUUUUAUAUAUAUGUAUUUUUUGUGCAUUAUAACUAAGCUAGGCAUUUAAUAUUGCCAGUGUAGCAUCUGCAAAAUUAUGCUGUACAGCACAUCUAAAUUAUGAAGGAUGUGACACAUUUUUCCAAGCGCUCAAGGCCUUCAAGAGCUUGAGUUUAAAAUCUUUGUGCAGUUCCAGGCAUGUAUAGAAUCAAAUGAAUACAAUCAAGCCUAACUAAAAUAAGGCUUUGUUGUCCUUUAUAUUUAAAAUAUUCUUGAAUUGUCUUUCCAUUUCUUUCCCCCCUUAUUUUGCACUGUGUGUAAAUGCAAUCUUGCUAGCACAAAAUAUUGUUGCAAAUAGUUAUUUCUGUUCUACCACUGUAAAUGCUAUUGAGCUUUAUUCUGUUUUAUGUUAUCUUAAUGGAAUUUAGAAAAGCAGUUUUUCUUUAAAUUUAUUGCGAUAUUAUAUAUCUAGCGGCCUUUAUAUGCAAAUAAAAUUGCAAGAUUUUUAAAUAUUA
This is a messenger RNA of Hemicordylus capensis (graceful crag lizard), 3047 nucleotides long. It is a transcript of the gene MPPED2, whose product is annotated as metallophosphoesterase domain containing 2. The transcript is spliced from 8 exons. NCBI's taxonomy places the organism in Eukaryota, Metazoa, Chordata, Lepidosauria, Squamata, Cordylidae. The coding region runs from base 648 to 1532 and encodes 294 amino acids. Gene Ontology annotation, molecular function: hydrolase activity. The record is from RefSeq and is a predicted model, not a curated record.